Messenger RNA from Coregonus clupeaformis (lake whitefish), 1871 nucleotides. RefSeq lists its product as uncharacterized. Lineage: Eukaryota; Metazoa; Chordata; Actinopteri; Salmoniformes; Salmonidae. Gene Ontology annotation, cellular component: cilium; cytoplasmic microtubule. The record is from RefSeq and is a predicted model, not a curated record. Bases 108 to 1799 code for a protein of 563 amino acids. Gene Ontology annotation, biological process: microtubule cytoskeleton organization. The transcript is spliced from 9 exons. Gene Ontology annotation, molecular function: microtubule binding.
CAGAGAUAGGUUAAGUUCUUAUUUAGAGAGUGUUAAUAUUAAUCAUCAAUGGCUUAUCGAGGAAGAAAAACAAGUGAGUUUGACAAACUCCAGAAGAGAACUCUCAGAUGAAGAGUGUCAUCGAAAACUUGAGGAAGCAAAACAUGGCUUUAAACAAACAGGGUGACCAGGACAAGUCUUCAAGUUUUGGCUAUCAGGAGAGCUACACAAUCCCAGAAGGCCAUCGUGGCUUCAUCAGUGACGCCAGACUUCGGCAGAUGCAGAGAGCUGAGAGAGAGGCCAUGGAAGCAAAGCAAAGGAAGAUAAGUGCUGUCCAUGAGAAUUACGUCCGGACUGCUCUCAUCGGUGUUGGCAGCACCUUCGCGCACCACUUCAUCCCCACUAUGCAGUGCACUCUGCGCCCGAAAACUCCACCAAGGCCUUUGCCACGAAGGCUUGAACACAUAGCUCUGGCCCCACUGAAGAACGUGGUGGGGGUGGACGGAGCCCAAGUUCGACCCGGAUCUCACUCUCUGGAGUCCAUCCAGGUAAAGAAGUCAUUCAGCAGUAGUAGCGUGCAUCCUGUCCCCAACCCUUCCACUGGAGCUCCCUCCAAAAGGGGCAAGAAGAGGAAGGGCAGGCGGGGAGUCAAGGCCCUGAAAGUCCAUUCGGACCAGGGCUGUGCUGACAACAACGGACCCAUUGACCUGUUGGAGGAGGUGAGGGCCAUCGAGGCUCACCUGAAGGAGGAGGCCUGGAAGGUGGUACAUGAGUUGAAGGCCAUGGGCAGGAGAAGUUUGAGCUCGGUCAUGUCUAUGGGGGAAAUAGUCACCAGCUCUCUGGGAAGCCUGAGCUCAGUGGAUAUGAACACCCCUGCGGAGCUCCGUGACUACUUGGAUGUCGGGACCCCGGUCAAGCCGCGUGACCCCACACCCAGGCCUACUCCCCCUCCUACCAAGCCCAGGAGCCAACUGCCUCGGCCUAUAAGGUUCCUUAGACUGCCAAAGGCUGCCACCGGCUCAGUUCACAGACAGAUAGAUGUCCACUGUAAACCCAUAGACAAGAAGGCAGCCAGUGAGCCAAAGGACCAAAUAAAGACCAGCUUGCAGCCCCUGUCCAACCCAGAGCAGGCCCUGACUAAGACCUUCCAGCUGCUCCGCUCUGCCUCUGAUGACUGGGAGAAGAAGAUCGAGGGCUUUACCUCUCUCCGUGCGUUGGCUCAGAACCACAUGGACAUGCUGAUGCCUAAACUCCAUGAUAUCUGCCUUGCCAUUAUAAAUGAGGUGAAGAACCUGCGCUCUGCAGUGUCCUGUGCUGCCAUGGCCACACUGGGUGACAUGUACGUCCACCUCCAGAGGGCCAUGGACAGUGAGGUGGAGGGGACGGCACGCGUGCUGCUGCACAAAACCAGCGAGUCCAACACCUUCAUCCGGCAGGGCGCAAACUUUGCCCUGGGUCACAUGGUGCAGAGCUGCACCCCUACCCGUGUCAUGAAAGCCCUGCUGGUCGGUGGGCUGAGCCACCGUAACGCUGUGGUGAGGAGCUGCACUGCUCAGCACCUGGAGAGACUGGCUGAGGUCAUGGGGGCGGCUCAUCUCCUGUCAGGGAAGAAAGAACUCACUGACCGUUUCUUGAUUGCCGUCAGUAAACUGGCUGUGGACCCUGCACAGGAAGUCAGGCAUCAUGGUCGCAAUAUCUUGAAAAAUUUAGCCACCUAUAGUGACUUUGCUAAAAUGUGGGACAAAUUCGCUCCGAAGAAAGAGCGAGAAUCCUUGAGGGAGGUCAUCGCUAAGCUUAACCUCAAAGCAAGGAAUAUCUAAAUAAUCCCCAACUUGACUAUAUACAGUGGGGAAAAAAAGUAUUUAGUCAGCCACCAAUUGUGCAAGUUAUCC